Messenger RNA from Blepharisma stoltei, 5703 nucleotides. The record is from the annotation of a GenBank genome assembly. NCBI's taxonomy places the organism in Eukaryota, Ciliophora, Heterotrichea, Heterotrichida, Blepharismidae.
AUGGUCAAUUUUAUUGCAGAGCUCACAGCUAAUGACUUUACUGCAAAUAAAGUAAGAAAACUUCAUACGAGAUCAUUUAAUACACAGCUUAAAGAUGCAAUUUUUGAAGCUUUUAAUACAUAUUUCAAGCCUAAAUAUCGAUACAAAAUGAAGCAUUCUGUUCAGGUGCUAUUUGAAAUUUCGAUAAAUUCGAUUUACUGUCUUCAACUCUUAACACUUGUUUUGCAUCCUGGGGUAGAUAUAGCUGGUUGAGAUCAUUAUACACUUAUUUGAUACAUGAUUGGGUGUUUUAGGUUCGAUAAUAUUUGUGCUGAUCUGGGAGUUCUGGAUUUUUGUUUUUAUAGCUCAGUCGGUAUGAUUGCAGUAGCAUUUUUUAGUUUAUGUGUGAUGUCCAUGCUGUGCUAUAUAAAAUAUUCAAUUCCAGGAAAUUUUGCAUACUAUCCUGGAAAAUUACUGGAAUUUUUAUCAACAAUUGGAUAUCUCCCUAUUUUAAUGAUAAAUUUAAUUGUCAUUAAAUACUCAUUUAAUCCUGGCUCAAAAAUAGAUGAGUACAAUUCAAACCAGUCCUUGAGCAUGAGUAUAAUUUCCGUAUUAUGAGGAAUAAUAGGGAUUUUCUGUGCAGUGGGUUUAUACGCAUUAGCAGUAAUUCAUGAACUCUUUACUUCUGAUAUUUGCCACUCAUUUGCCGAAAGAAAUAUAAGAGCCAGAGCUGAUACAGGAAUUGACAUCAAAGUACUUAAGCAUAAAACAGCUAUAGCUGUUAUUUAUGUCUUUGCCGGAAUUGCUAACAUAACUAUAUAUCAUCUUUACAUCAUGAUUUCAACAGGAAUUUUAUCAUAUCUGAUGUUCAAAUGUAGCUCUUAUUUUAACCCUUUUGUUGAUGCAUUAAAAAUUUCUGUAAUUCUUGGAAUAUCAAUUUUUGAUGCCUUUUUCUUACUUGCUUUGUGGACAGAUGCGGCUGGAGUUGUGGUGUUGUUAAGCAUUGUUAUUUUGCCACUUAUAUUUCUUGUACUCCUGCAUUAUAUCAGCAAGUUUUCAAAAAAUUAUGCAAACUCAUAAUCAUUAUCAUUAUUGGCUUAUAAAAGCUUUGUCCAAUAUGGGGUUGCCUUCCUUCGGAAUUCCUACCUUCAUUGCACUUAGGGACCCACAAGCUCUGGGUCAGCCUGAUUUAAUCAUAUCCGAUAUGCUUGGGGACGAAGCUACUGACUUCAACGGCUCAUGAGUGAGCUACUUUCUUCGCCAUAGUGAGUUGCCAGCCAAAAAAUUCAAAAUAUGGAUCUUCUGUCGACUCUAGGCAAAAGGAAAAGCUUGGAGCCCAGGGAGUAACUUCUGGUUUCACGCUGGAAAGUUUUCCUAUUGCACUAUAUAAGAUCUGCUGGGUUUCUCUUUUCAAACUCCGCGCCUUCUUUUCCCGCGAGGUAAAAUCCAACUCUAAAAAGGGACUAGGGCUGGCUCCACACACAAAUGGAAUUACUUGCUUAGCAAAGCUAUUCAUUUUUGAGUUGGAAAAACCUUGUCGGGUAUAAUUAAGAGGCUGCAUAGCCAGCAUGCCAUAUUUAACUAUAAAUUUAUGCAAACUCAAGAAUGGCUAUAGUAGAUCAGCAUUCUUUUGAAUUGAAUAUGAGACAUAUGUUGAUUGACAGAACUGGUGUUUUCAGUGCAAAAGUGGUUGACAAAUUCAUCGAAGUUUAUAAAUCGCAAUCAUUCCCUAUAGAAAAACUACUCGUUGCUUGGGAAGUUAAUUAUUGCAUACAUAGUAUUAAAGAUCUCGGCCUGGCAAGGAUAAAGUUUGCCAGGAUGACUGGUGCCAAGCAUAGCAUGGAUGGAGAAAUUCAAGAGUGAAGGAUAAAGAAAUCACUAGAUUGCAAUAUGCAAAAUUAUUCGAUAGAGUCUGAUUUUUUAUUUUAUUUAAUUGAUUAUGAGGAAGUCGAAAAAAAAGACGAAAAAUUAUGUUUAAGACUUUUGGCAUUGUGAAAUGAAAUUACAAGUAAAAAACCGAGGCUAAACAAACUGGAAAAUUCAGCUCAUAAAGUUUCGAAAUUAAUUGAGAAGCUUAGAAAUAAGUAUAUGUCUCUAAUUACUUAUAAGCAUGCGAAGGCAUAUGAAAUGUAUGGGACCUUUCUCACGAAUAUUUUAAACGAAAAUCAGUUCGGGAAUUUAAUUUUGAAUAAGAGAAACACAUUUAUUAACAAUGCUGAAAUUAGAACAAAAAAUGAAAGGAGGUUGAUGAAAUUUGACGAUGAAAAUGGGAUUCUUCUUAUUUCAGCAAGCAAGCAAGAUUUUGGGGAUAUUGCAUAUAUAAAUCAAAAGGCAGCAGAAGCGCUUGAAGAAAAUAUCCAUAGCGCUACAGGGAAUAAAAUAUGGCAAUAUAUUCCAAAACCAUAUCAAGAUCCUCAUCCAAAUUAUAUGAAAUCAUGAGUAGAAAAUUGUAAAUCAACAGACGUUCCAACCCCAAGUUCGUUGUUUUUCUUAAAUCAAAUGGGUUUUCUGUUAGAAUGCCAAGUUUUGGUCAGAUUAACUGCAUUUAAUGGGCAUCUUUACUUUAUGGCAACUCUCAAGCUCGUCCAAUCUCUCCGACAAGUUGCUCUUACAUCUGAAAAUGGUUACAUAUAUGCUCAUAGUUCGCAUUUUUUAGAAUAUCUCAGUGUGAAGAAAAAUUUAAGCCGUUGCCAAUGAAUUCAAGAGGUAAUUCCAGAUGUAAAUUUUGAAUCGAUGCAAAUUUACGAGCCAGAAAUAAUAUCACCAAGAGGAAUAGACAUCGCUGUUGUUCACUGUAUAAAAAACUAUUUAAAUUCAGAAAUUCAUUACGUUUUGCUUAUUACCGAUCCUAUAGAAAUCAAACAAUGAUGCAAAGGAUUAGACUAUAGCCAGCUCGAAUACUAUAAAAGACUAGAAACUUUUGCUGAAACAGAAAAUUUUAAUACAAGUAUGGAACUUUCCAAGGCUUCUAAAGAUCCUAUAGCAACAAAAAAAAGAGUCCAUUUAACCCAUGAAGAAACUACUGAGUUUUCUAAUACACUAGAGCUUUCAAGAAUUGAUGAAAUUGCUAAAAAGCGAAAAUUAAGUCACAUUGAUGAUAGAUCACUAACAGCUUCUAUUUUGCAAAGCAAUUCUUCUUCAGUAGCCAAAUGUAAUUACUAUCUUAGCCCGAGGAAAAUCAGUUAUCAUAAAAUCUGAAGAUUCGUUAAAGAAAUUCAAAUGAAUCUUAUUCAUUUCAGUAAAGCCUACAUAGAUGAUUGUAGUAAUCGCUACAAAUAUAGCAAUAUCACAAUUUAAAAUGGCAGUUAGGGCUAGGAUCACAGCCCUACAGCCCACUCAGUGAGAGAAUUUUACACCUUCUUGAGGGUUUUGGGAUCAAGAGAAGUGAGUCACACUUAGACUGGUGUGGGUAGAGAGGACUUGGGGACGUGGACAGUUUGAUGGUUAAGUCGGCCUUGCCUAACGUUAUUCAGAACUGUCAAUUCAAGCCAAGACCUCAAGAAUCUGGACUUGAAUAAGCAUAAUUUUAUCAACAUUAGCAUAUAGCAAUUUCUGUUUAUAUAUCGCAAGCUGUGUCCCAUUCAAAGUCCUUUAAUUCAUUUAAAGAUCUUGCUAUUAUUUUAUACCGUUUAGCUUCAUUUGCUGAAAUUUCACGCUCAAUUUAUUUCAGCAUUCAAUCAAAAAUCGACUUUGACAAAAAUGUUGCCUUGAUGAAUGAAGCUAUUGAUGAAAUGACAAUUUAUCAUCAAUCUUUAUUUGAUGAUUUGCAUGAAUGAAGCUAUUGCUCAAGUUCUGAUAUUGUGACAGAUAAUAUAAUGUCUGCAUGAACAGGAGAGAGUAAGCAAGAAAUUUAUUAUACUAAUUUGCUAGAUGAAAUACAAAAUAGCAUUAAUACUGUAUUUUUUACUUACUUCUCUACAUAAGAGAGAGCAAAACCCUGAAAAAAUUCUUUUUUUUUGAGGAAAUUGUAUUUAAGAGUAUCAAAUUAUUUAUAAAUAUAUUAAUGAUCAUUAUAAUGUGAUUUUAGGCUAAUUUUAUUAAAAUUGUAGAGAACUUGCAUUCGAAAACAUAAAUUUAUAAAUUAAAUUAGAUUUUUUCGAAUUCAUUUGCAAUUUGGAAUUUUGAAAAAUUUUUCUUAUUCAAUUUAAAAAUUUUUAAAAAAAAAUUUACUCAUCAGUGGGCAGUCGGGUUCAUUGCUAAAAAGAGUUAGGCAAAUCAACUAGUAAUAAAAGCAGCAAAACCUGAAAAUUUUGAUGAUGAAAUGAGGUAUUUAAUUUCUAAUGGGCUUGAAAAUAUAUACCAGAGGACUAAUUCGUCAUUAGGAGAACUUGUUGACUGCGAAAUGCAAAGGAUUUCUGAUAACUCUGAUAUUAUCACUAUUUUAUUAGUUGUAGGAUUAUGCGUUUCAGGAUUAUGCACUAUAGUGCUUAUUUAUUAUAUUUUCUCCAUUAGCAAUAAGUAUAACAUUUUAUGGAAUUUUAUCAAAAAAAUCACUCAUUUAUCUUAUUUUGAACUAAAAAGAUGCUGCUUAGAACGACUUUGCUCAGUUCACGGAAAUGAUUAUAAUCAAGAAGAAGUGGAUGCUGUAUACCGAAAUAAGCCACCAGAAGAUAAACUCACAUUUAAAGAAAAUUUAAAAUUUAUUCUUCGACUUUGCAUCUUUUUGCUUAUAACAACGCUUUAUUAUAUUUCAGUCCAUGCUAUAUUAUACGUUAAAUGUGAAGAACUUUUAAGAGAAAGACCUAGAUCCCCCUUUAAGAGAAGCAAAACUAUUGGAGAAAUCCUUUUUUUUUAAAGAAAUAAGUAUUUUAAUAGCAAGAAUUUUUUUGCAUAAAAUAUGCUGAUAUAUUUAUAAAUAUUAUUAUAAUGAAUCCUCCAGCUAAUUCUAUUAAAUUUCAGAAAGCUUGCAUUUAAAAGCUUACUUGUGUAAGUUGCUAACUAAUUAUAUUCGUAGAAGAGCUUUGGUGCCAAGAAUUGACUUUUGAGCAAGGGAAUCUGCUAUAUAUGAAACUUCUAUUGGAUUGAAAACAUUAUUUUCUGAAAGGAUUAUUUUUAAUAGCCCAGACACGAAUUUGAACGAAUCAAUCAGCUUAUUCAAAACAGCAAAUGCCCAGCUGAGAGACUUCAUGAACUAUAUGUCAAGCAGUCUUAAAUCGAAUCUUUAUGAGCACUCUGAGCAAAGUCUUGAGUAUGAUUAUGGAGCUGUAUGAGUAAAUAAUUUGCUAACUUUUGAUUCAUUUAGGUUAGAAAAUAUUGAAGGGGAUAGGAUGAAAGAUAUUAUGGAAUUAACUAGCCAAUAUGCGGUGAUGCAGCAAUAUAUGAAAACCAAUUUUGACAUUAUCAAUAAAUCUUCAGAAAAUAUGAUUUCAGAUGUAUUGGAUUGUUGCAAGUCUUUUAGCCGCGGCUUUUACCGGCAGUUUUUACUUCAUUACCAUUUGGUUGAAACUUUUUCCUCUUUAGUCGCUUCUUUGAGUAAAAUCGUUAUUUUCAAAUAAAUAUCUGACGAGGAAAAAGUUUCGACCAUAUAGCAUUGAGAAAGUGUCUUUUAAAAGAAAUGUCUAGGAAAAAACUUGAGGCAUAUUGGACUAUAUUAUUGACUUAGUUGUAGCAUAUACAAUAAUGUCAUUACUCUUGUAUUUAUUUUAUUAUUUGCCUUAUCUUUCUGGGGAAAUUAAAAGGCUCUAUAAGCUUCAAUUAAUUAUAGCAAUUAUUCCUAAAGCAUAA